Molecule: messenger RNA, 862 nt
Organism: Panicum virgatum (switchgrass)
Lineage: Eukaryota; Viridiplantae; Streptophyta; Magnoliopsida; Poales; Poaceae
Exons: 1
Coding region: 30-659 (209 amino acids)
Source: RefSeq, a predicted model, not a curated record
ACCACCCAUCCGUCUCCACCGAAAGUUUCAUGGGAUCAGGCCUCUCUAGCAGCCACCGGAGAAGCAGCGCCUCGCUCCACCAGCCGCCGGCCCUGGUCGUCGCGGCUGACGGCUCGCUGCGGGAGUUCGCGCCGGCGGCCUCCCCCGUCUCCGCCUCCGACGUGCUCGGCGCCGGCGGCAAUGCAGCGGCGGACGGCUCCUUCGUGUGCAGCUCCGACGCGCUCUACUUCGACGCGGACGUGCCCGCGCUCGGCGCCGACGAACUGCUCCGCCCGGGGCAGAUAUACUUCGUUCUCCCCACGGGGAUGCUCGGCCGCCCGCUCUCGACCGCCGACAUGGCCGCGCUAGCCGUGCGCGCGAGCGACGCGCUGGCGGCGAGGGCGCGGACGGCGCGUGCCCCCGCUGGGACCGGGAGUGGUUACGGGCGCGCGCGCCGCGGCGGCGGCGGCGGAUUCUUCCUCGCCACCAAUAAGGCGCGCGUUCUGCCGGCGCGCCACGCGUACGCCGACGAGGAGGUCAACGAGAAGCUGAACCAGAGGACCCUGGGAGGAUUCGAGACGGCGUCGCGGAGCCCGGCGAGAAGUGCCAGGGGACCCGCGGCGGCGGCGCGGCCGCCGAUGAGGAGGGCACUCAGCACCAUCAUGGAAGACACCGUUUGAUUAAAAAAGGCGGCUUGAAAGCGCGCGUAGGGGCUGAUUGAUAGGUUUUGUUUUUUCUUUGGAUUGACUUCCAAUUUAUUGAUGAUAGGAUGUUGAAGGUUAUACGAUAAAGAGUUUGAAAGGGUAGGAACUAGGAAACAUUGGUGUUUGGUUUUUGUGUAUACUCGACUAAAAAGUGUAAUGAAAUUUUGUUGCUCGACUUA